Seminavis robusta is the source of this 1158-nucleotide messenger RNA. The record is from the annotation of a GenBank genome assembly. Lineage: Eukaryota; Bacillariophyta; Bacillariophyceae; Naviculales; Naviculaceae.
AUGGUCGUCGUAUCGUCCCUGUAUUCCAACCCCGCUGUGGGUGUCUGCCAAGUCAGCUCCUUGGUUUUCAACCUGUUCUUUGAGAACUUCAAGACGUUUGGUGCGCUUGCCGUGUGCCAAGCUGUGGCGCAUCUUCCGGUAUUGAUUUUCUUUGCCAGUUUCUAUGUAGCCGCCUUUGGCGCGGAGACGCAAUCAUUAGUUGAAAGUCUGAGCGGUGAUGUCCGACGAUUCUUGUACGAAAGUCAACAGCCCUACAGCAAUGACCAAGGAAGCGGUGACAAGAACAGUUUGGACCACUCGUCGAGCACUGCAUACGACUUUUCGACCGACGCCGUGGACAUGACGGAUCCUAAAAAGCUUUUGGGCCUCCUGACUGCCGUGAUUGGACUUUACGUGGCAUUUCUUGUCGCGACUAUUUGCAUUACAGCGGCGUUUCAAGGUGCUUUUGUGCGUGCAGCAAGUGAAAUCUUUGCCGGUCGUUCUCCUCAUUGGAUGACAUGUUUGAGAAUUGGAUGGAAGAAGAUGUGCUCUAUUAUUGGUUUUGGUCUCUGCUAUCUCCUCGUCUUGGCAGUCACAGCUGUGAUCUGGUUUUCAGCCACUAUCCUCACGACAAUCAACAAAGAGACUGGUAUGCCCAAUGCGGGGAUGACUUUCCUGUCCGUCGUGGCCUUUAUUGGUCUCUCGGUUUAUUUCACCUGCUCCAUGACGGGGGCACCCACCGCCAUGAUCGUGGAAAACAAAGGAAUCGUGGCGUCCAUGAAACGCUCUUGGCAACUCUGCAGAUCCAGCAUUUGCUUCAUCCUUUGCAGCACCCUUGUCUUUUACUUGCUUGAAGCCGUGGGGCGCAUUGCGAUCAGGAAGGCGCUCCAGCUGUUCUUCAUUGGAUCCAGCGCAGCUACCAUGGCUGUCAUCAUGGGUUUGUCGUCUGUGAUAGUUUCUCUGCUUAUUGGUCCUCUCAAUGCCAUUCUCAAUCCGGUGUUGUAUUUCUCACUCCGCAUCCGAAACGAGGAGCUCACCAUUGAAGCGUUGCAGGCGGAACUGGAGCUGAACCAAUCCAUUGAACUGCGAAGCGGGCAAGGGGAUGGUGUGUAUCGAAAAGUUGAUAUGCACGAUAACGAUGACAGCAUGGCCAAGAUUCCCGUGAUUUCUGCCGUUUGA